AUGACGGAUUCGUUGACGAACGAGAUAUUGACAAUUGAUGGGUCACUUAUGGAAGGUGGUGGCCAAGUCUUGCGAAAUGUGGUAGCAUUCAGUUGUAUAAUGAAAAAACCAUUAAAGAUUGAAAAUAUUCGUGCAAGUCGUGAUAAACCAGGAUUAAGGCCACAACAUGUUACCGGUCUUCGAUUAUUGCGCGAUAUUUAUCAUGCUAAAUUAAGUGGUGAUGAGGUAGGUUCAAAUACAAUAAUAUUUGAGCCUAAUAAUAUCGCCGUCGAAAAAACUACAUUCUUGGCCGACGCUAAAACUGCUGGGAGUAUAACUUUAAUGAUUCAAAUAUCAUUACCUCCAUUAAUCUUUCUCGCGUUGCCACCAAAAUCAGCUUUUAGUCCUCCACCACCAGCAGUGAACAUCAUUCUAAAAGGUGGUACAAGUGGUAAAGCAGCACCUACAAUUGAUUUUGUGAUAGAAGUAUUUAAACCGAUUGUUGAACGACAUUUCGGAUUAGCUUUUGAUGUCAAUAUAAUUGGACGAGGAUAUUAUCCGAAAGGUGGCGGUGAAGUAAUACUUCGAGUUCAGCCUCUUGUGGGGAAAGCGUUAACUCCAAUUACUUUGUUGGAGCGUGGUCAUCUUGUUAGCAUUAAAGGGCGCGCUACUAUAGCAAAUUCUGCAAACCAGGUGGCACAAAAAAUGAUUAGAAGCGCAACUCGAAUAUUGAAUGAAGCCAAUUUAAAAGGGGAAGACAACAUAACUCAAAUAAAUCCUCGAAUUGAAAUUAAUUACGAAAAAAUCGCUAGUGGAAAGGGAUUUGAAAUUAUAUUGUGGGCUGAGACAAGUACAGGAUGCAUAUUGGCGGGAAGCGGUGUUUAUGAUCGUGAUGCCAAUUUCAAAUUAGACUUAUCGCCGGAGCAACUUGGAGAAAAUGCUGCGAAAGAAUUGAUUUCUAAUUUGAGACAGGGUGGAUGCGUUGAUGAAAAUCUUCAAGAUCAAUUAAUAAUCUUUAUGGCACUUGCAAGGGGAAAAUCGCAACUAUUAAUAGGGGAACCCACAUUACAUACUCGCACAGCGAUUCACUAUGCCCAAAUAAUGACAGGAGUCAGAUUUGAGGUUUCUAAAUUCAGUAAUAACGACAAUAGUACAGCGGUAAGUUCUAAUAUAAUUGAACAAGGCCAGGAGGAUAGCCAUGAAUUAUAUUUAAUUGAGUGUGAAGGAAUUGGUUUGGUUGCCGCUGGUCCAAAGAUAAACGAAGGGUGA
Ambispora leptoticha is the source of this 1248-nucleotide messenger RNA. The record is from the annotation of a GenBank genome assembly. NCBI's taxonomy places the organism in Eukaryota, Fungi, Glomeromycota, Glomeromycetes, Archaeosporales, Ambisporaceae.